Desarmillaria tabescens is the source of this 1730-nucleotide messenger RNA. RefSeq lists its product as uncharacterized. Bases 1 to 1455 code for a protein of 484 amino acids. The transcript is spliced from 4 exons. Lineage: Eukaryota; Fungi; Basidiomycota; Agaricomycetes; Agaricales; Physalacriaceae. The record is from RefSeq and is a predicted model, not a curated record.
AUGACGAACGACGAGAUAGCCAGUCUCAUUGAAUUUCCUGUCGCUGUGCGCUAUCCACAAGGACCUGGGAAACAGAACAAGCAGAGUGUGGAGUGGCAGUUGAAGAAGGGGGACUUGAAGCUAUUGAAGUUCAUCCUGUCUGCUGUUCGAAAUAUCUCGGAGCGUAUACAAGAGUCAGGAUGUUCAUGCUAUCUUUCAGGUCCAAAGGACGUAUCUUGGUUUAUCCUCGGUGCUCCUGUGAUACCAAUGACUGACAUUUGGUUCUACGUCGACCCCAGCAACGGAAUGACGCUAGACGACCUGUUCCAAAAACUCGGAGUCGUGAAACGAAACAACAACACGUUCAAUUACACCGAUGAUAACUCCCAGCGGACCUGCAAAAUCCUCAUCGAGCAGGCCCCAUCCCCUGAAAGCCUCGGUCUUAAUCCGACAUUGGCGUACGGCUCAACGAAAGAUAGAAUACCUAUCUACAACCCCGGGAUCACCCUCUUCUCCCACUUAACGCAGCCACGCUUGCGGAACGCGAUCUUGGCUGACUACGGGCUCCCGGAACGAACGUACGAGCAGAUCGUCCCUGUGCUGAAGGAUCUUUCAAAGGCAAAUGUGGAUCUUCGGAAGGCGUUUUUGGAUGGGGAGGAAAGGAAUCGGCUCGAUGAGUUGGUGAAGGGUGUUUGUGCUGUGCAUGAAGAUUUGAAGGGUGUUUUUGCUAAUCUGGGAUUUGUGACACCUGAGGAAGAGAAGCCAAUCGUUGAUACAGCGCCGGUACAGAUCCAGCAAGAAGAACAUAAUCCAAGGGAUGAUAUAGUAUUCGAGGCCGCGACCAUGACGAUGAAGAUGCUAUCCGAUGCUGGUUAUCAUUGCGCCGUCUCUGGCAUGGUGGCAUCCUAUCUUCAGGCUAAUGAUGCGGAAUUACCGUUGCCCGAUUCAACUGAAAUCACCGUAUUCUCUCACGACGACAUCAAAGUCAUCGAGCGUCUUUUAUCGAAGCAUUCCCUGUUCUACACCGGAAGGGUAAAAGUCCCAGGAUCAGAUACGAAAUCCCAGGUCCUCUUUUAUAGAAUUCGUGGACGCGGUCGAGGGGCGCGGAAAUGGAAGUUGAGCAAAGUCCAUUUCGUCAUGGCUCAGGAAUGGAUAUCGUACGAAAUAAAGGAGGGUCUUCCUUUGGUACCACGAUCCACACUGCUUGUCGAUAUGUUACAAUUGUGGUACGACCGUGUGCUCAACGAGUCUCAGGAGGUGGGCAAGUAUGCAGCGUAUGUCUGGGCUUUGCUGAAGGCAGUGAAAGAGGAGGAGAAUUUCAUAUGCAAGCGUAGUCCAUUCUCUGGAGCUCAGGGGGCGGAAGAGUACAUAGAAUCAUUACAGUUCGGCGGUAGGGGGAAAGGCCACCAUGUUCGGCAAGACUUUCGAUUUCUCAGCAAAACUCCAUGGCAGAGUGAUCCUUCACUCAGAAUCUAGUCGUUGGUAGAAGUGCUUGACACAAAAAUAAAUUCAAUUUGUUAUAAGAGUUCCGUACGAGAAUGAUAACUCGCCGACCGAUGUGCGUACUGCCUGCUUGGGGCAAGUCCAACUUUUAGUAACGUGGCCUGUCGCGGGCUCGGAGGACAGGUCUAGAAAAAAUUGAGCAAGAUGACAACGCAUUCACGCUCGAAGACUUUGAAGGAACUGGAAGUAGUCACAGGCCGCGGGCAAACCGUCAUGGUCGCUUGGGACAGUGGUGGCGCAGCGCCAAG